AUGAGCGUCAAGAUGGACAAGACGGUGCAGGAUGGCCCGGAUGCUGACAAGAUCGAGGAGGGCGAGGCCAAGUUCCAUCGUCUUGGCUGGAAGCGGCUGGCUGUCAUCCUCAUCGUCGAGGCCGUCGCUCUUGGCAGUCUGAGCCUUCCUGCCGCAUACGCAACCCUGGGCAUGGUCUGCGGCGUGAUUCUCACAAUUGGCCUGGGCUUCGCGGCCAUCUACGCCAGUUAUGUGAUUGGUGAGGUCAAGCUUAAGUAUCCCGAGGUCAGGCAUUACACCGACAUAGGUCGACUCCUGCUGGGCGAGUUUGGCUACUGGGUGUUCACUGUUGGAUUUGUUGUCUCACUCAUCCUCGUCACUGGAUCACAUUGUUUGACUGGCAAGAUUGCCUUUGCGAGCGUCACGGGGAGUGAUGUCUGCACCCUGGUCUUCAGCAUCGUUUCGGCACUCAUUCUGCUCGCUCUUGCAAUCCCCCCGUCGUUUGCGGAAAUCGCUAUUCUUGGUUAUGUCGACUUCGCGUCCAUUGCCGCCGCCAUUCUUAUCACCAUGAUUGCUACGGGAAUUCAAUCUUCUGGCCAGCAAGAGGAGCUUGCUUCUGCUGCGUGGUCGGCGUGGCCUAAGAAGGACAUCACCUUCACGAAAGCUAUGACAGCGGUCGCGAACAUUGUCUUUGCAUAUGCAUUUGCCGUCGCUCAGCCGUCGUUUAUGGAUGAACUGCAUACCCCUCAGGAUUUCAAGAAGUCCGUCAUGGCUGUUGGAGUGAUUGAGAUCGCCAUCUACACUCUGACCGGCUCAAUCAUAUACUACUUCGUGGGACAGGAUGUCAAGUCCCCGGCAUUGCUCUCUGCUGGCCCCCUAAUUUCGAGAGUUGCAUUUGGUGUCGCUUUUCCAGUGAUCUUCGUCUCAGGGUCUAUCAACAUCACCGUUCUGUGCCGUUAUAUCCAUGGCCAGAUGUAUCGAUCUACCGUCACGCAGUACGUCAACACAUUCAAGGGAUGGGCCACUUGGCUCACUCUCGUGUCAAUCGUCUCAAUUCUGGCUUGGAUCAUAGCGGAGGCAAUCCCAUUCUUCAACGAACUGCUGUCCAUCAUCUCCUCCUUGUUUGUGUCGGGAUUCUCGUACUACUUCCCACCUCUGAUGUGGUUCGCACUCAUCAAGGAAGGACCUUGGUACGCCCGACAUAAUCUACCCACGGCCUUGGGAAACUUUAUUGUCCUCGCCAUUGGACUUAUUGCGCUUGGGUGCGGGACUUAUGCGAGUGUAAUUGAAAUUAUCAAUAAAUUCCAAGCUGGUCUUGGGAAGCCUUUCUCCUGUUCAACUUCUUAA
Molecule: messenger RNA, 1326 nt
Organism: Clonostachys rhizophaga
Lineage: Eukaryota; Fungi; Ascomycota; Sordariomycetes; Hypocreales; Bionectriaceae
Source: the annotation of a GenBank genome assembly